GCAAUCAUGAUUCUUUUGGUCUCUUAACCCGCAUGCUCCUCCUUUCUCUAUCCUCCAGAUUCUCUCCCUAUAUAUACCACUUCUCAUCCACUGAUCACCACUACUUCUCUCUUCUCUCUCUCAACACACACUUAAUCUGUUCUAGCAACCUCCUCUGUUCUGUCUUAUUCCCACCUCUUCUUCUGAUCUUGCAAAUGGCAGUGUCCGGGUUCGAAGGAUUCGAAAAAAGACUCGAACUUCGAUUCUCAACAACCAAUAACAACAACCCAAUGGGCCUCCGUCUAAUAGACUUCGAAUCUCUACACCAAGUCUUAAACCAAGUGCAGUGCACCGUAGUCUCCGCCGUAGCGAACCAAAGCUUCGACGCAUACGUCCUCUCCGAGUCAAGCCUCUUCGUCUACCCAACCAAGAUCAUCAUCAAAACAUGCGGCACCACGCAACUCCUCAAAUCAAUCCUCCUCUUCAUCCACCUCGCUCAAAACCUCAACCUCACGUUACGCGCGUGUCGCUACUCGCGAGGCAGCUUCAUAUUCCCUCACGCACAACCUUUCCCUUACACUAGCUUCAAAGAAGAAGUCAUCAUCGUCGAACAAAGCCUCCCUAACUCUCUCCCUUACCGUAAAGCCUCCGUCAUGACCCCUUCUAAUAACAAUUCACGUGCAUGGCACGUGUUCACAGCGAGUGCUGACGUGGAACCCGACGAGCCACUCGUGGUAGUUGAAGUCUGCAUGACUGAGCUUGAUAAAGUCAACGCACGUAGCUUCUUCAACAAUAGCGAUGAUUCAGCGGGGAAAGAGAUGACGCGGCUGAGCGGUAUAGACACGAUAAACGCGAACGCGUUUAUAUGCGAUUUCGCGUUUGAUCCUUGCGGUUACUCGAUGAACGGAGUAGACGGAGACCGUUACUCGACCAUCCACGUCACUCCUGAAGACGGUUUCAGCUACGCGAGCUUCGAGUGUGGUUUGUCUUUAAACGACGACGGUUAUGGAGAUAUCUCGGAGGUGUUGACACGUGCCAUUAAUGUUUUCCGGCCAGGUUGUGUGUCCGUGGCCACCACUUACGGUGGAGAGGGUUAUAGCCACGAGGUGACGAAGCGCGUGGAGCGCGUGUUGGCUAAGAGGCUAGGUCUUAAGUGUCGGAGUAGAGUUAUGGAUGAGUUUCCGGGAUCUGGUACGGUUGUUUUUCAGUCGUUUACUCCUCGCCGGAAAUAGUCUUUCGCCGGAGGAAGGGGUUUAGGGUUUAAAUUAGUUGAGAGGAGGAAGAAAAGGGGGGUGAUGACGUGGAUGGAGAUGAUUGGUUGACUUGGGUAAGGAAAUGUAUAAGUGGGAAGGUAUGAUCAUGCACCCCACUUUGCACUUGUGGCAAUGUCACGCCUAAAAGCAUUUUUGAGGUUCAGUGUUGUAGAAUUUAGUGGGGGAGAGGGUAAAAAAUUGUCUGCUCUUUUUUUCUUUCCUUUGUUUCUUAUGUUUGUUUUUAAAUUUUAAAAUUAAAUUAUCUUAGAUAUCUAUAUCAGUAUUUUGUUAUCGGUUUAAUUGUUCUUACUUGUAUGAACAUGCAAUUAAU
Messenger RNA from Eruca vesicaria subsp. sativa (arugula), 1563 nucleotides. NCBI's taxonomy places the organism in Eukaryota, Viridiplantae, Streptophyta, Magnoliopsida, Brassicales, Brassicaceae. The record is from the annotation of a GenBank genome assembly.